Aspergillus bombycis is the source of this 1056-nucleotide messenger RNA. RefSeq names its product protein transporter YIF1. The transcript is spliced from 3 exons. NCBI's taxonomy places the organism in Eukaryota, Fungi, Ascomycota, Eurotiomycetes, Eurotiales, Aspergillaceae. The record is from RefSeq and is a predicted model, not a curated record. Gene Ontology annotation, biological process: endoplasmic reticulum to Golgi vesicle-mediated transport. The coding region runs from base 1 to 1056 and encodes 351 amino acids. Gene Ontology annotation, cellular component: endoplasmic reticulum membrane; Golgi membrane; endoplasmic reticulum-Golgi intermediate compartment.
AUGUACCGUCAGUCCUUCGCUCCGCCGCCAGCACAGUCACCUCCGCUUCAUCAUCCCGUCCCUCAGCAUGUUUCCACCGUCCCAAUGAUGCGCUCUCCACCCCCUCCGACAUCUCAGCAGUCUCAGACGUCUGGCUAUGGCAAUAACCCGUAUCAACCCGCUCCGGCGCAAGGCGGCAGUGGGACAUACGCCCCUGGAUUCGGAGGUUUCAUCAACGAUCCCACUGCGCAAAUGGGAUUCCAGGUCGGGAAGACCGCCAUGAUGGCCGGUCAAGAAUAUAUGGAACAGAAUCUCAACCGCUACGUUUCCAUUCCCGCCCUGAAGCACUAUUUCAAUGUGUCCAACUCUUAUGUCUUGAAUAAACUGGCCCUGGUACUCUUUCCUUGGAGGCACAAACCUUGGUCUCGUCAGCAAAGCCGUGUCACGGCGGCACCCGCAGGCCCCAACGGUCAGAUCUCCCAUCAACAAUACUCGACCAUGUUCCUUCCCCCUCGCGAUGACCUGAACUCGCCCGACAUGUAUAUCCCGGUGAUGGCUCUCGUCACAUAUAUCCUCCUAUCAGCAAUGCUGGCAGGGUUCAGAGGCAACUUCCACCCCGAGCUACUUGGGUCGAUCACGACCACAGCUAUUGCAGUCAUCCUAUUCGAGAUCCUUUGUCUAAAGCUGGCCACGUAUAUUCUCAGCAUCAACAAUGAGUCGCAACUACUAGACCUCAUGGCUUACUCGGGCUAUAAAUUUGUGGGCAUCAUCAUCACAUUGGUGACAUCGGAAGUUCUGACUCCGGGAAGAGGCACUGGCGGCUGGGUCGGCUGGGUUGUAUUUAUUUACACAUUCCUGGCUAAUGCGUUCUUCUUGCUUCGUUCCUUGAAAUACGUCCUCCUUCCAGACUCGGCCAGUGAUGCACGCACGGGAUCGAUGCACACCGUCGCCCGGUCGCAACGCAACCGUCGCACCCAAUUCCUGUUCAUCUAUUCUUAUGUUAUCCAGUUUGUCUUCAUGUGGGUGUUGAGUCGGGAGGGCCCAACUGCUUCGAACGUAGCAGGAGCGGCGUCGUAA